This is a messenger RNA of Strongylocentrotus purpuratus (purple sea urchin), 1039 nucleotides long. RefSeq lists its product as uncharacterized. Gene Ontology annotation, cellular component: membrane. The transcript has 4 exons. Bases 259 to 675 code for a protein of 138 amino acids. The record is from RefSeq and is a predicted model, not a curated record. Lineage: Eukaryota; Metazoa; Echinodermata; Echinoidea; Camarodonta; Strongylocentrotidae.
AGGUAAGAGAAGUUGGAUCAGUGAAAACCAUUACUCCUCACGGUCUAACUCGAGUUCAAUAGAUAGAUGCACUUCUUCAGCUCAGAUGCCUCUUAACUGCACAUCUCGCCUUUAUCGCAUUGAGUUCUACCCCCAUGGAUGCAUGUCAUAUCAUACACCAACAAAAAGACAAUCAAGGAUUGGCUAACCUCUAAUGCCAGAAAUCUUGCUUGUUGUUGAGCAUACACAAGACUCCAAGAGAACAACUUUCACCAUGGGAUGCGGUCACCGUAUGCUUCCUACCCUGGAGUAUAUACCCAGGCGGUGCGUCCAGUGGUCUCAAACAUCUCUGUGAUAGGUGUCCAGUACAAUGGUCCUCCGUGUAGAGACUAUCUCGGUCUUGCUAUCUUCGUCUUGGUCUUCUUUCCCCCCAUUGGUCUCUUCGCUAUCCUCAAAUCUAGACAGGUGCGUGAUCGUGCGUUGGUAGGUGACAUCAUCGGGUCGCAGCGUGCCUCAGGUACGACACGACGCCUCUGCUACGUGGGUCUCGCUAUCGGUUUCUUUCUCUGGAUUGCGUUCCUGACCGCCGCCAUGAUCAUCUUUUCGCAGACGGAGAAAAUGGCUUUCGGCGAGACGUCGCAUCCCAUCCCCGAGACGCGGCACUUCAAUUUCACCCUCAUCACGGGCCCCCGAUAGGCAUUUUCCUUUCGGACUCCAUCUUUUGGUGAAAUUUAGUUGUUUUUAAUUUUACAUUUUCUUUUGUAUUGAGACUUUCAUUUUUGUUCCAAUUAUCCCAUUAUAUUAUAUCAUAUUACGUUGCUCUCACUCUCUCUCUCUCUCUCUCUCAAUUUCAUCCUCAUCAUGGGCCCCCGAAAGGCAGUUUCCUUUUGGACUCCCAUCUUUUGGUGAAAUUUAGUUGUAUUAAAUUUAACUUUUUUUAUUUGUCUUGAGACUUCCAUUUCUGUUCUCAUUUGUCCCAUUUUAAUACUUUAUAUUACGUUCCUCUCACUCUCUUUCUCUCCUUCUUUUUCUCCCCCUCCCUCCUGCCCUCUCAUUUUGU